CUAGUCACCAGAGCUGCGCCGGUUCUCUGUGGUGAGCCCGCCGCCUACUUGGCCACCGUAGAGUUAGGGUGCGCUCAGCGCCAAGUUUGGGUUUACGGGUGGAUCAUGACGCGGCUGCCAAAGCUUGCGGUUUUCGAUCUGGAUUACACGCUCUGGCCUUUCUGGGUUGAUACACACGUAGAUCCCCCAUUCCACAAAAGCAGUGAUGGAACCGUACGAGAUAGGCGAGGCCAGAACAUUCGGUUGUACCCGGAGGUGCCCGAGGUAUUGGGAAGGUUGCAGAGCCUUGGAGUGCCGGUUGCCGCUGCUUCACGGACAAGUGAGAUAGCAGGGGCCAACCAACUCCUGGAGCUCUUUGACCUUGGCAAAUACUUUACUCAUCGAGAAAUCUAUCCAGGCAGCAAAGUCACACACUUUGAGAGGUUGCACCACAAGACUGGAGUUCCUUUCUCUCAGAUGGUCUUCUUUGAUGAUGAGAAUCGGAAUAUCAUAGAUGUUGGCAGACUUGGUGUUACCUGCAUUCACAUCCGGGAUGGAAUGAGUCUUCAAAUGUUAACUCAAGGAUUAGAGACAUUUGCAAAGGCCCAAGCAGGACUCUGAGGUCCAACCCUGUGGAUAAGCCUCAACUACAGUGUAAAACUGAAAAGAAAUCAAGAAAGCCUUGUCAGGAGCACUUGUAAUGGAUUAAUGUGUCCACGUGUGACACUCGGGGUUUUACCACAGUAUGGUCUAUUUCCAUUUUUCUUUUUUCAAAAAAAGUUUCAAAAAAAAAUUUUUUUUAAGAUUUAUUUAUGUAUAUGACACUGUCACUGUCUUCAGACACACCAGAAGAGGGCACUGGAUCCCAUUACAGAUGGUUGUGAGCCACCAUGUGGUUGCUGGGAACUGCUGAGCCAUCUCUCCAGUCCCUGUUUCCAUUUUUCUAACGUGUAAACUGGAGUUGUGUCGGAUUAGAAUACGAAGGAUUAGAGUGCAUCAGGUUGUUCCCUGACGUUGGAAGCCAUCCAGAGACCUCCUCCAACUGUUUCAAAUAACGGGUGCCAUAACUCCACACAUUUCCUUUAGGGACUAAAAGCUAAUACUGUUUGGGAAUAAGGUUGGGGCUGGCCUUUCUUGGUAGUAGGGAGUAAUGCAGGAGUGAGCCAACCCUGGCCGAAGCUUUGUCCCUUUGAGGUUUUAAUUGUGCUUAUUAAUGAUGUGACGGCUAUGUCCUGGAGGGAUUGGCCAAGGCCGUUCUCAGAAUGAUGAUAGUCUGGAAGGAAGGCAGGCAAGCAGAGGGGCAGAGGCAAAAGAGAUGACAAUGAAUGAACUCUGGACUUAGCAGAUUCUUCAGAAGGCGUGACCCUGGGAGACAAUGGGCUGCCUGAGAGGUGCUGGCCAGAAGAGAAUUGGGAACACCAUCCAGGCAGGAAGAGGCCCAGGAGACAGGCCGACCCAAAACCCUUGACCAAGCCUGACACUCUGUUGCCAGAAGGCCAACCUUGUCCAACAGCCUUGAGUAGGACUGAGAUGUGACUGGAAGGCGGUAUGGCAAUUGUUAAUUCCUGCGGCACAGGCUUGAGGGGAUUGGUUCCAGGUGGCUGCAUCCAGUCUUUUCUAAAAUUUUGUUGCUUACUUGGAUUGAAUAAAAGAGAUCUGAAGUGAAGAAGAAA
This is a messenger RNA of Arvicanthis niloticus (Nile rat), 1652 nucleotides long. It is a transcript of the gene Mdp1, whose product is annotated as magnesium dependent phosphatase 1. Lineage: Eukaryota; Metazoa; Chordata; Mammalia; Rodentia; Muridae. Gene Ontology annotation, molecular function: acid phosphatase activity. The record is from RefSeq and is a predicted model, not a curated record.